AUGAACUCCACAACGCCAGACCCCAUCGCCGUAGUCGGGUUCAGCUUCAAGCUACCACAAGGCGUGGACGACGUUGACAACUUCUGGGACGUUCUCAAGACCCGGGCCAAUCUUUCAACCGACUGGCCUGAUGAUCGUAUCAGUGUUGGCGCUGUGAGGUCAAGCCAGUACAACAAGGUCCAAUGUCGAGGAGGUCACUUCAUCACCGAAGACCCGGCCGUCUUCGAUGCCCCAUUUUUCUCCGUCACGGCCAAAGAGGCGGCGUCCAUGGACCCACUCCAGAGAUGGACCCUUGAGGCUUCAUAUCGGGCUUUUGAAAAUGCCGGAAUCCCGAUCGAGGACCUGAAGCAGUCCAACACGGCAGUGUACUCGGCCUCCAUGUCGGACGACUACAGCCGUAUGGCGUCCAUGGACCCAGAGGACCACCACCAGAUGGCCACAACAGGGACCUUUGCGUCCAUCAUCCCCAACCGAGUGAGCUGGUACUUUGACUUGCGCGGGCCCAGCAUCCAUGUCGAUUCCGCCUGCUCCAGCAGUCUCUGCGCCGUCGACAUGGCCUGCCAGUCCAUAUUAAGCGGCGAUGCCAAAACAGCCCUCGUCACGGGUGGCAACCUCAUACUGGUGCCCAACAGCUACCAGAUGCUGUCUGCCCAAGGCUUCCUCUCCCCAAGUAGCAAAUGCUUCAGCUUCGACCACCGGGCGAAUGGCUAUGCCAGAGGCGAGGGCAUCAUUGCCAUGGUCAUCAAGCCACUAGCAGAUGCCAUACGGGACGGCAAUGUGAUACGCGCAGUCAUAAGAGCUUCCGCUUCUAAUCAGGACGGACGCACCCCUGGUUUGACGCAACCAAGUUCUGAUUCCCAGGCCGACUUGAUUCGUCGAGUUUACGAAAAGGCCAAUCUGCCCCUGGAUAGGACCCGUUUCUUUGAGGCCCAUGGCACUGGAACUCCAGUAGGAGAUCCCAUCGAGAUGGCGGCCAUUGGUCGGGUGUUUGCCCCUUCGCGCUCACCAGAGGCGCCCCUGUUCGUUGGCUCUGUCAAGAGCAAUGUCGGCCACCUCGAGGCAUCUGCAGGACUGGCUGGGCUGGUCAAGACCAUCUUGGCACUUGAGAGUGGCAUCAUUCCACCGCAGGCAAACUUUGAGAAGGUCAACCCAAGACUGGAGACUGAAAAACAUAAAAUUGAGAUUCCAACAGCUGCUAUACCGUGGCCGUGCGAAGGCUUGCGUCGAGCCUCGGUCAACUCCUUCGGAUUUGGAGGAACAAAUUCCCAUGUCAUUGUUGACGACGCCUUGCAUUAUCUCGAGGAAGCGGGAUUGAAAGGUCACCAUAAUACUGUUAGAUCACCAAACUUUGAUGGGCAACCGAGCGGCGCUCCUGAAGAAGAGCUCAAGAGGAGCAAGUCCAGGCUGAAUGGGACAGUGCCCGAGCAGAAUGGGUUGGAGCAAAGGCCAAACGUCAAUAACAAUGGCAGCCCCCACGAGCAUAGCUUGUCAUGUGACAGCGGCAAAGUAAAUGAGACGAAUGGGACGAAUGGAACGGCAACAAACGGGACAGGAAAACACCAAGAUGACGCAGCCACGAACAGAAACGUAAAUCAGCACGAAAAUCUCCGCAUCCUCGUUUGGUCCGCUGCAGAUCAACAGGCUCUCGGUCGCAUGGGCAAGCAGUUGGAGAACUUUCACAAAGAAAAGAUCGCCGGCAACAGCCAAAAGCUGGAUAGGCUUGCCUACACGCUCGCGACUCGCCGUAGCCUCAUGCUUUGGCGACAGUUCGCCACGGCAACGUCGACAUCGGCCGGCGCCGCGCGUCAGUCCAUCCUCGCGUCAUCUUGCCAAGCAACAAGGAGCACGGGAACCUGGGAACUCGGCAUCGCUUUCAUUUUCACCGGCCAAGGCGCGCAGUAUGCCGGUAUGGGUCGCGGUCUCCUGCAAUAUCCAGUGUUCGAGCAAACCCUGCAGCGGAUUGACCAUGUAUACCACAGGCUGGGUUGCAAAUGGUCAUUGUUUGACGAACUUAGCAAUGACAUGACCAUAAACAUGCCCGCAUACAGCCAGCCCUUGACGACGGCCCUGCAAAUCGCGCUGGUCGAUCUGCUGAGGGCUUUCGGAAUCGUACCCAAGGCCGUCGUGGGCCAUUCUUCGGGCGAGAUCGCAGCUGCCUAUGCGGCGGGGGCACUCUCGCUCGAGUCGGCGUGCAAAGUUUCCUUUUUGCGGGGCCAGCUCGCGGACUGUCUCAAACAGCAGCUGCAGGUUUCUCAGACCCCCGGUGCCAUGAUGUCUGUCAACCUACCCGAAGCAGACAUACCGAGUUAUCUGGCCGACAGGAACCUUGACCGGGACAGCAGCAUCAGUAUAGCUUGCAUAAACAGCCCUGGGAACGUGACAUUAGCAGGUGACGAAGCAACUAUAGACGCAGUCAAGAGCUGCCUGGAUAAAGAUGGCAUCUUUGCACAAAAGCUAAAUACGGGUGUUGCUUACCAUUCCGCACACAUGAAUCAAAUAUCGGGCGAUUACUUGAUCCAGAUGGGUGUGCUUCGAGGCUCUGCAAAUCAAGAGGGAGCGAAGAGGAUUCCUAUGGUGUCGUCUGUCACGGGCAAAACCAUCGAUCCGAGCGAGCUAGCAAAGCCUCAGUAUUGGAUCGACAACAUGGUCUCCCCCGUACAGUUCUCUGACGCCGUUCGGACCCUGACCUCGGCCCUGAAGGACCAAGUUGGUAUUAUUACCGAUCUUAUCGAGGUUGGGCCACACCCUGCCUUGCGUCGCCCAGUACUGGACACCUUGAAGACCGCUAUCAAGAAAUCACAGAGGAAAAUCCGCUACGCCUGUGUCUUGCACAGAAACCGUUCCGCCGUCGAGGCAGCCCUAGACCUUGUGGGUCAUCUUUUCUGUACCGGAUACAGCGUGGAUAUUCCAGCCGCCAACGCCCACUCCGGUGUUGAUAUAGUACCUCUGGUUGAUCUACCCGGGUAUCCCUUUGAUCGCAGCAAGAAGUAUUGGACAGAGUCCCGCCUCAGCCGCAAUUUUCGCCUUCGUCAGCCAACAACAUCGGGUGACUUUCUCGGUGCACGAUUUUACGACUGGAACCCUCUCGAGCCGCGCUGGCGCAGCUUCUGGAGUGUCGAAUCAGCACCAUGGGUAGGUGAUCACGUAGUCAGCGGGACUGUGAUACUUCCGGGUGCGGCCAUGUUGAUUAUGGCUAUUGAGGCGGUCCAAGAGAUGGCUAUACCAAAUGGACAAGUGCUUGGUUAUGAGGUGCACGAGGCCGAGUUCAUUGCUCCUCUCAUUAUUCGACAGAGGUGGGAAGAGCGGACUGAGGUGAUGGUCCGCCUUCGGCCUAUCAAAUCUGCUACCAACGAGAUCAACGCGGCGGCCCAGUCAGAGGUGGUCAUUUUUGCUUAUCUGGAUGAUCAAUGGACCGAUUGCUUCCGCGCAAGGCUCUCGGUUCGGUAUGAUGGAGCGUCGCCGGCUCAGACAGACGAGUGGAAAUUCGCUCAUGCUCGUCUUGCGGGUGAGUUCAAGCGCGCGGACAAGUCUUGCAGACGACCAAUCAGCCCGCAGGUCUUUUAUGAUGACGCCGCAGAGUUUGGCAUCGAGUGGAAAGACUGGUUCAGUCAUCUCGAUGAAAUUCGGUGGGAUGGAUCUGGGGACACCAUAGGCCGCAUCGAUCUCGAACGUGGCCAUCUUGGAGGUCGAUACAAGACAGCCAGCAUUGUUCACCCGGCGGUUCUUGAUGCCGCGUUUCAGGUGUUGCGUAUCAGCACCACCAAGGGACUUUCACUGUCUUCCGCAAGUACAAACGUUCCGUUCAAGCUGACCAACGCCUAUUUCGCUGCUUCGCACAAAUGGCAGGCCCCUGCAACAACUUCCGUAAGGUUUUAUGCUGCCUGCUCGCCAGAAGAAUGCGGGCGGCCUCGGGUCAAAGGCCGCGUGUAUGCAGUUUCGGACGAUGACACUAUACUGUGCAGCAUGGAAAACAUGAUUAUGGCAGCUGUGAGCACUGGUUCCCCUAGUCACGAUGUCGACCGGAAACUGCUUCACCGGAUCGAGUGGAAACCACAAAUGAGCCUACUCAGCGCAGAGCAGCUGGCGAUCGAGUGCGAAGCCGACAGUUUUCCAGACAAGGACGAAGAAACGUUGGUUGCACAGUUCGACAAGCUCCGGCUUGUCAUGACUGAAGCUAUGGUUAUCACUGUCCACGAUUUAGACUCCAGCAACCAGAGUGUACCAGAAUCCAUGCAGAGGCACUUGACGUGGAUGAGGCAGCAUCUUAGAGAGACCGAAGUCAAGCCCAGGGGAUUGAGCAAAGAAGAGCUCGAUGUGGAACUGCGAGAACUUGAGCUUAUGCGACCUGCCUGGCAACUCCACGCCGCCCUUAUGCGCCAGCUCCAGUCAAUCGUGACUGGCGCUGUAGAUCCUUUGCAAAUCAUGUUUGGAUCCGAUACAGCCGGGUCAUUCUACGCCGAUAUGUUCGCUCAGGUUUGCGAUCAUCGUCUGCUGAAGUUCCUCCAUCUUGCCGCCCAUGAGAACCCAAACAUGCGGAUCAUCGAAGUUGGCUCUGGAACGGGUGGUUUCACUGGAACAAUACUGCCAAUCCUGGCAGCGCUCGAGGCCGAAACUGGCACGCAGAGAUUCCAAUCAUACACCUACACCGACGUUUCUCCUGCCUUCUUUGAGGCUGCAGAAGCACGCUGGGGAGCCGCUGGAGGACGUCUUCGGGAGAGGAUGGAGUUCAAGACGUUCAACAUGAAGAACAGUCCCGAAAAGGAGGGCUAUGAGGAAGGCUCAUACGAUAUGGUAAUUGCUGGAUCUGUCCUCCAUGCGACAGAGGAUCUUCUCGAGACCAUGCGCAACGUUCGGAAAUUGCUCAAGCCAGGAGGCCUUCUUUUGGCCCUCGAGACGAUAGCCCCGCACGAUGUUAUAACCAACUGUUCGACGGGAUUGGUCCCUGGUUGGUGGGGAGAGAGGGAAGAAUGGCGUGGUCUGUCAGCUGCAAUACCCGAGUCAAAGUGGGACUGGGUUUUUACAGAGACGGGAUUUUCCGGGACACAGCUAAGUCUUCGAGACUAUCGUAGUGAUGAACUUCACUUGUUCAGCGUCAUAGUCUCUCGCGCGACCAUGGAGAAUAGCCUGCGUGGCCAGAGACCUGCGUCCAAGCUGCUGCUUUUGGUGGGAGACAUUAACGAGCAGCCCCAAAUUCAAGCGGCUGAUCUGGUCCAGGAUCAGUUCUCGCAAGGGCAUGAUUUCCGAAUUUUGGACCUUAAAACAGCGGCUGGGAUAAGAAUUGGCGAGGAUGAUGUCCUCAUAUCAAUGAUAGAUAUGUGGCGUCCGGUCUUGGCGAGUCCGUCACCUGCCGAGUUUCACGCCGUUCAAGACUUGAUCAGUCGCACGAAAAACGUCCUCUGGGUCACUCUAGUCAGCCCGUCGGAUGAUGAAAGCGCAAAGGGCAGCGCUAAUCUGGGUUGGAUGCGGACCGUCCGCACGGAGGAGCCAGGGAAAAAUCUUGUCAGCUUGCUUAUUGAGUCCAGCCUGUCUGGUCAAGACAUCAGCACGCAUGCAAGGUGCGUAGCUAAGGUUUUUGAUGCAGCCUUCGGCCCAUCCGCAAGUCCGGAGCGUGAAUACCUUUACCGCGACAGCCGUAUCAUCACCGGACGUGUCGUCGAGGAUACAAAGCACAACAGGCAGCUCGUGUCGUUGUUGCGGCCACAGCUCCACAAAGCACCAUGGCUCUCCAAGGGUCCGGUCAAGCUCUGUGUGGGUGCAGAUAAAACUUUGGAGUCUUUGGCUUUCGUCGAGGACCAAGACCAUGAUAGGCCGGUCGAAGCCGACGAAGUCGAGAUCGAAGCUCGAUCAUGGGCCAUCAACUUCCGUGACGUUCUCGUGGCGCUAGGCAAAAUUGACAGUGACAAUAACCUGGGUAUUGAUUGCGCAGGUGUCGUCACAAGGGUCGGACCGCAUUGUCAGAAUAUCCAGCCUGGAGACAGGGUGGCCAUGGUAUCGCCAAACUGCAUGAGGGCCUUCCCUCGCUCCUCACAGCGAGCUGUGUGCAAGAUACCAGAUACCAUGUCAUUUGAGACUGUCGCUUCAGUCCUCAUCCCAGGAAUGACGGCGUACUUUGGCUUGAUGGACCGAGCUCGCCUGAGCAGAGGCGAAAGGAUUCUCAUUCAUUCUGCGGCUGGCAGCUCGGGACAGAUGGCUGUGUGGAUUGCGCAGAUGCUUGGCGCUGAAGUGUUUGCAACUUGCUCCGACGACAGCAAGCGCAACUUCCUCGUCAAAAAUAUGGGGAUCCCGGAAGACCACAUUUUCUUCAGUCGUGAUACCUCCUUUGCCGAAGGAGUCAAGCGGAUGACAGACGGACGAGGCGUCGACGUUGUGUUCAGCUCCCUCUCUGGGGACGCGCUUCGUGCUUCUUGGGCUCUUCUGGCCCCCUUUGGUCGUUUCAUUGACAUUGGCGAAGCCGACCAACACGCCAACGCAGCCCUUCCGAUGGGUGGUUUUCUGAACAACCGUAGUUACUUUGCGUUGGAUCUGCAAGACGUUGUUUUGAACAACCUUGAGCUAACAUCGCGCCUACUUCGCGAUAUUGUUCAACUCCUGGUCGACGGCAAGAUACGUCAACCUGGACCCGUCCUCAAUACUUUCCCAGCCUCGGACAUAGAGCUCGGCUUCAGGCAGCUUCAAAGUGGCAAGAACAUUGGUCGCUGCUUGAUCACGCUCGAUCGAAAUGAUGUCGUGCCACAGAUGAUCACUGAGAGCCGAGACUGGAGAUUCGACUCGAAUGCCACUUAUUUGAUUGCCGGAGGAACUGGUGGGCUCGGCCGAUCACUUGCCAGGUUUUUCGCUAGCCGUGGAGCUCGACACAUUAUCCUCCCGUCUCGAUCAGGUUCAGGUGAGGCAGGAUCGAAAGUAUCCGAGCUGUUGGAGGAGCUACGCAGCCGCGGUAUCAACAUUGAAGCCCCCAGAUGUGACGUGGCAGAUGAAGCAUCUCUAGCCGCCACACUCAAUGACUGCCACGAUAGGCUCGGGAUGCCCCCCGUCAAAGGCUGCAUCAACGCUGCAAUGGUGCUGCAAGAUUCCGUGUUUGCCAACAUGAGCCAUGCCCAGUGGGAGCUCACCAUGCGGUCCAAAGUAGAGACAUCCUGGAACUUGCAUCGCCGGUUCAACACUCCGGAUCUGGACUUUUUUAUCCUCCUCUCUAGUCUUAUAGGUACAAUCGGCGGCCCAGGCCAGGCCAACUACGCAGCAGGGUGUGCUGCCCAAGACUGGCUUGCCGAACAUCGCCAAAGACUGGGAUUGCGGGGCAACAUAUCGAUCGAUGUGGGCUGGAUGAAAAACGUCGGCAUCGUGUCCGAGGAAGUAAGCUAUCAACGACACCUCAAGUUGGUUGAAGAUAUGCACAAGCUCGAAGAGGAGGAGCUGCUUGCGCUUUUGACUCUGUGCUGUGACCCAUCAGCAUCAUCAUCUCAACGUUCUGGCGAUGGCGCACGUGUUCUUUUUGGGCUGCGCACGCCAAAUGAGUUCUUGGACCAAGGCAAAGAGCCGCCAGAGAUGCUCAGCCGGCCUCUAUUUUCGACCUUUUUGCACAGCAACGAGACGAACGCUGAGCAGGCGGUCGGUCAAUCUCCAGCAAGCGAUCUUGGCGCCGUUUUCAGAGCCACUCCCGACGCGACAGAUCGGGCCAGGGUAGUUGUUGAGGGGCUCAAGCAGAAACUCGGCCGUUCCAUGGCAAUUUCCCCCGACGACGUGCAGGUCGAGAAGCCUCUGUCUGCAUAUGGUGUCGACUCUUUGUUCGCGGUCGAACUCCGAAACUGGAUCCUGAAGGACUUUGCAGCUACUGUGGCAGUUUUUGACAUAAUGGGAAAUGUACCAAUUUCCAACAUUGGAAAACUUGUGGUGAGCAAAAGUACCGUUGGAUUCGGGCAAGACUGA
This is a messenger RNA of Pyricularia pennisetigena, 7923 nucleotides long. RefSeq lists its product as uncharacterized. Lineage: Eukaryota; Fungi; Ascomycota; Sordariomycetes; Magnaporthales; Pyriculariaceae. The coding region runs from base 1 to 7923 and encodes 2640 amino acids. The transcript has 3 exons. The record is from RefSeq and is a predicted model, not a curated record. Gene Ontology annotation, molecular function: 3-oxoacyl-[acyl-carrier-protein] synthase activity; phosphopantetheine binding; oxidoreductase activity. Gene Ontology annotation, biological process: secondary metabolite biosynthetic process; fatty acid biosynthetic process.